UUACUGUCACUUUUAAUUUUUUUAUCUUUUAUUUUUUGUCUGAAACUUCAAGACGUUGUGGUUUGGCUCGGUAGAAGCGGCUGGAUUGACGGUUGAUUGGAUGUGGACUAACGUCAACCUUAGACGUGACGUCACAGUUAGGUAAAUUGUAUCAUAAGUAACAAACUUGGUGAAGAGCUGUAUUUAAGUAUUGACAGUGAAGUUGGAGAAAUAAGAGCUGCAGGGAGAGAAAAGAGAGGGGGGACGGCAGGGAGACAGAAGUAGGACAGCAGAGGAGGUCACAGUCAAAGUGGAGACGGCACAGCAAGACGGUGGAGGCCGGCAGACGCGUGACGUCGUGCCCGCAGAAAAGCCGUGCGUCGGGAGGAAAAGGCGGGGAUAGAGACCCUGCUGCAGCCGCAGAGAAACAAGGACACGCGAAACGGAACCGGGACGUAGCGAAACCUGGUAAGAGACGGACAGGACGCUACAGAAAAUGUGAGUGCGGAGAAAGAGGCGGACAUAAGCUCCUCCUCUGUCCGACUGUCUCGCCUCACUCUCGGUCUGUGUCUGUCUCUGCGGGUUGGCGGGGGACAUGUCAUUAUUAACUGCCCAGGAGGACACGCAAAAAUGGGAGCCGACCCACGUCCAGGUGACGGUGCUGAGAGGACGAGGACUGCGUGGGAAGGGGAAACACGGAACCAGCGACGUGUACGCCGUCAUCCAGCUGGGCAAGGAGAAGUACUCCACCUGUGUUCUGGACAAGACAACCGAACCCGAGUGGAGGGAGGAGUGCAGCUUUGAGCUGCAGUCCGGAGUUCUGCAGCAGAGCAGCGGCCCGCUACCCGGAAACCAGCUUCUGCUGACGGUCAUGCACCGGGCGCUGAUCGGGAUGGACGUGUUUCUGGGACAGACUACGAUUCAACUGGACCAGGUGUUUCAUGAGAGCAGAGGGGUGAAGAACCGCUGGUACAGACUGAACUCCAAAACAGGGAAGAAAGAGAAGGAGCGAGGAGACAUCCAGGUGACGGUCGAGUUCACCAGGAACAACCUGACAGCUAGCAUGUAUGAUCUGGUCAUGAAAGACAAGGGCUUCUCCACGUUUACCAAACUGAAAGAGCGCAUGAGGGGGAAGAGGAGAUCCAGUGACGAGGACUCCUCCUCUGUCACCCUCCAGAGCGGAUACGGAUCCCUCUGUCGGAUGAGGCACCGGCUUCCAAGCGAUGGUGGCGGGGAGGAGGAUUAUGAGGACGACGAAGGAGGAGAAGUUCGGCGGAGCAAAAUGAGGAACUUCUUUCUGCGAGGGAAGCUGAGAAAAUCUUCAGACACUCGUUCCAGUACCUCACUGGGGUCGGAGAGCAGCGAGUCCUCGUCUCGGGGCGGGAGCCUGAGUCCGACGGCUGGCAUCAGUGUGGUGGUCUCUGAUUUGUCCAACUCACCCAGCAACAGCAGCAACCUGACGACCGACAACAGCCCCGAACACACAGCAAACACAUCACCCAAGUCGUCCUCACUCCAAUGUGACUUUGGUGAAGAGGCCGGGGACAUCACCAUUGCUGUGCCUAGACCCACCGUGUGUGUUAAUGGAAGCCAUGUUCACGAAGUUCAGGUCCUGGACUGGGGCUCAGGAAAAUCUGAAAAUUCUUCAUGCCCAGGACUCUUGCAGAAGUCUUCGCCUCUUUCCAUGUCCCUACAGAACCUCAGUCCUCGGACCUCCUCAGACCCCCACACAGGACCUGCAGGAGAUGGGCGUCGUUGGUCCUUUGAUAAACCCUGUGUGGAGGAAAAGGCUGCGAUAGCGGCGGCUCUGGAACAGAGUGGACCAAUGGUUAGAAAAGAUGAUGAUGAGGAGGAGGAGAUGUUAGCCACCUCAUCUAAAUCUGAAUCAGGAAGUCAGAGCAGGAAGCAGAAAAAGAAACUUUUCUCCAGUGGCAGUGGCAAGUCCACUGGAAAAGUCGAGGACCAACCUGACAGCACCCCUACUGGCAGCGAGGAGAAACACAAAGGGUGGUUUGGAUUGGAGGAUUCACGCAACAAAGUCAGCCCACCAGUUUCUCCUCAACGGCACUCUAGCUCUAGUCCUCAGUCUGAAUCACUUCCAACUUCUCCUGUUUCUCUUUCUUCUCUGGUUUCGCCAGAGCUUCACACUAACCCUUUCUGUCAAUCAGAAGCCACACCACCUCCAUUUUCUCCCAGUAACCCUUUCUUCUCUUUAUUUCACCCUAACCCUUUCCACCAGGAGGUGCUAACACCUCAGUCUCUUAAUCCAACUGAGCCUCAUUCCCCUUUUCUGUCAAGUGUUUCCUCCUCUGUAGCCCAGCUUUUUCCAGAGAGUCCCAGCAACCUUAUGGACCAAACUGUGACACCAGCACCUCCUCCUGGUGUUUCACAAGAAGAGGAACUUUUGAACUGGAGUUUGUUCAACCCUUUCAUGCCUCCUAGGAAUCUGGAAGCUGAACCUGAGUGGGAUGAAGACUUUAAAGCAUUUGCAACUGGAAGACUUCAAGUUUCUGAAGACCAGAAAAAUGAAUUUAAACGUGAGCAAAGAACUUCCUGUGAGCGGUCAGUGGAAAAGUGCACUAAUGAGGAUCAGCCAAUGCCAGCCAUUGUUCAGAACACAAACAAAGGUCAUGACACCAUUACUCUCACCAACAUUGACCACAUAGAUGCAUUUGCAGGCUUAUCGGAGACAGUUCCAGAACUAAUUAGCUCUGAGAGUCACAACCUGGACAAAAUCUCCCAGGCUCCUGCUGACGUUUGUGGCUAUAGUAACACUAGCAUUGAUGAGUCGAACGAUUCUGGUACAAGCCAGCUCAAAGGCACUUCUCCAGAUCCAGGAUCUUCUGAUCUUGGCAGCUCAGCUACAGAGGACUUCCUCACAUUCACACAACCUCAGUCUCCAGAACCAUCAGUUGAGGAAGUUGUGAAGUUUAGAACUGAAGAAAUUAUUUCAGAACUUCAGCCAGAGUUAAACAUGUGGUCACAGUCAACUGACGACCAAAGAGAGGAGAACUGUACUGUUUUUGAUAAAAGCCCUGUGAAUGCAGACAUAGAGAUGUUCCUGUCUCCAGGAGGAGGAAACAUCUUCACCUCCUCCCCUGACACAAGACAAACCCCCCAGGACUUUGCUAGUUCUAUUUUGAAAGUGAAGUCACCAGACUUGAGCCGCAAGUCCUCUGCAGUUCUAUUUGGGGGUUUUGGUGAUACCUGUCCUGAACUAGAAAAUGACAGUUUACUGUUGCAGCCUCAGGCCUCCAAUCAGAGCUCCAGCAGUUUUCUUCAAAGCCUUUACGUCAGUGUGGACUCACAGAAGUACCAAACAUGCGAGUCAUCCGAGUUCUUCAUGGUGUCAGAUUCAAACACAGAGCUACACUCGGUGAACUCAACGCUCUGUGGAGACCCGAGUGACCUUCAGAUGCCGGCCUCAGAUCUACGAGAUUCAACCAUGGCAUCUAAAUUAUCUGACUCUGAGAAAAGUGUUUCUGCUGAAGCCGAGGACCAGAUGAACUUCUUCAAGGCAGAUUUUCCUUCAUUCCAACCAUUUGAUUCACAGGUUUUUACCAAAUCAUUCACAGACUCGGAGAAGACUUACAGUCCAGCAAGGACCAGAGAAGACGGAGUGGAAAGCCAGUUUGUGGUUCUGGAUAAGGAGCUCUCACAAAGUCCACAGGUCUUUGAUGAGCUGCUGCUGGUUCCCGCUUCUGUGAUGGAUCCCAGUCUAAUCCAGGAAUUUUCCUCAGCUGAACCUUUUUAUUUUGAGUCCUUCUCUGAGGAAGACCCCAACAACUGCCAGGAUAUCUCCUCUGCUCAUUCAGAGUCUCCCGUCUCCUGUCUGGCCUCCUUUUCUCCUUCUCUAACUUCUUGUAGCUCUCUCCCAACUCUCUUUUCUUAUUUCCAUCCUGUGGACCCCUCCCUGAUGUCGCCACCUUCCAUGGUGGAUACUGCUGUACUGAAACCAGAGGAGGUGAAGCAGCAGGGAGUCAUUCUGCAGAACAGCCCACACCCAGUGAAGCCCAUGGCCACUGAAGAGAAGAGGAGCGAGGGUCGCUCUGUCUUAGAGAAGCUCAAGUCCACGAUAAGCCCAGGGAGGAGCAGCCAGGUCCUGGAGCAGGAGACAAACAGGAAGAAGUGUCUGACGGAGGGCGCGGGGUCGUACUACCACCUGACCCACAGCCAACUUGUGGCUCUGCUGCUGCAGCGGGAGGCCGAGUUGCAGCAGCAGAAAACAGAGUUUGGGCGUCAGAAGGUGUUAUUGGCCAAACGGGAGGCGGAGCUGAGGAGGCUGAAGCCACAAGUUCGAGAUCUAGAAGACUACAUUGACACACUGCUGGUCCGCAUCAUGGAGCAGAAACCCACCCUGCUGCAGGUCCGAUCCAGGAUCAAGUGACGAGCAGGGUUGGGGUGAACAGGUUUACUUCUCAUCUGUUUGCUCUUGCCUCCAUUGCAACUCUUUAGUCUCUUCACUGCUUCUCCCCUUUUUGAUACACGUGGUUGGGUCUCACCUUGAAGAGGGUUCUAGUUUGAGCUUGUUCUGAAUGUAGCUGGUUCUCAGGUUGUUUUCAGCUUCAGACGAGUGAGUCCACAGUCCUGAAGAUCAGACUCCUCAGCGUCCAAAGCCUGAUCGUAGAAAAUCUUCCUUUUACUUUUAAACCAAGAGGAACAAAAAGACUUCCAAAAACCUGCAGCUUAUUUUGGUCUGGAUUUAGAGAAACAGCCAGAGCACAUUAAGAGGCACAUAUAUGUUUGAUCAAACAAAACCAUUUGAUCAAAAAUGAUUGUUUUUCUUCUACAGAACCUCCACCAUCUUGGUUGUAGAACCUGGAUAGAAAUCCUUGGUUGACCAGUUUCUCUGAUUCAGAUGUUGUGGUUUAAAAAUAAAAGGUCUUGCCCAUGAAAAACCCACCAACAAACACUCAGCUGUGACACGUGUGCAUCCAUGCCCUCACACGUGCACAACAACAAGGGUAGAGUCCGACUGUUGUUAUAUAAGUUAUUUUUUAGACAGCAAGCAAAGAUUUAAAUUUUAUUUUACAUUUUUAUCUUUAAAGAAACACUUUUUUCCCCUCUUGUAUUAGCGGUGGUCAAAUUGCCCAUGAUGCUCUUGGCCAAAUUACCCAGACUACUCUCUGCCACAUCAGCUUAAUUAUCAUGGUUUCAGGUUUGUUUUGAGACUUUUUGCACAUAUGAUUGUGAUAUGUUCAAAUGUUCAGAUGCCAAACGCUGCCUUAUUUUUUUCUUAGUUUUCCAAACACGACACUUGUUCAAAGAGUUUUUUUUUUGUUUUUUGUUUUUUUUUUGGGUCACAUGAAUGCACAAAUCUAAAUGACGUGUCUUAACACCAGUAGCCAACAGGGAUGCCCUGUGAAAUGCCAAAACAUAGGCCUGCAAAAGUCAGCUGUGGUCCUGAUGGAAUCUGAUCCCUCAUUUGCAGAUGCACUUGCACUUCUUCUUGGUCAGAAAACGUCUCUGUGUGAUGUUGGUAUAGUUGGUCACAUCUGCUCUUCCUUAGGCGGGUUUUUUCCUCGUUUCGAUGAUCGGCGAAACAGCUAGAUCUCAGUGUUAGUAGAGGGGUUAUUUCUUUGGACAGAGUUGGUUUUUGGCUGAAGCACAGACCAUUUAGAAGAAACAGACACAGCUAGAUGUGGAGUUCAAAGAUUGAAAGCCACUGGUUAAAGAUAAGCUCUGCACCAAGUCAUCAUGUUCCUGUAUUAGGACCUAAAGUUCCUACAGAUGUCCAAUUCAACUAGGUUGCUGUGUGACAAUCUGAGCUGUCAAUCAAACCUCCCACUUCCUGUCUGGUCAGGGGUUUUCUUGUGUUGUUCUUGGCUGCAGCCCUGAAACCACUGACCAGGACAGAUGUUUGCCAAUGUCUGGUUCUCUCAGGCUGUGUGGCUUUGGUCUUUAACUGAAGUUUGGUUGGUUUGCGAUUUCAUUCAGCGUUGGCUGACGUUGAGGAUUUGCUCCAGACACAUUUACCCAAAAUGCACUUCUCUGCCUAGAAUAAAUGAAUGUGUUUUAGUUUAAACUUUAGCGCCUAUGUGUGAUUCCUGUGAACUGUUCUGUGAUUCUAGCACUCUGUCCUGAAUGACAUCACUGAGGAUUAGCCAAUGAGCUUGAAGCAUUAGCCUAAAUAAUUCUGCCGAGCCUUUGCAUAAUCAGCAUCAUUUCAAAUUUGACCCAGGAUGUCUGGUUCCGAGUCAUGUCUUCCAUUAUUUGAAAAUGUUUUGAUUUUUCUUUCAGGUUCAAUUGGAACAAAAACUAUAUAUAAUUCUUUAUUUCUUUCUUUUCUUCAGUGUUUCCUUUUGUGAAGCCAGUGGAAUGUUUUUGAGGAAGAAUGUGAGUUUGGAAAGUUUACAAUCCUGAUGCAAAUUUUCUAUAUUUAAUAAAUAAUAUUUUGUG
Molecule: messenger RNA, 6378 nt
Organism: Cynoglossus semilaevis (tongue sole)
Lineage: Eukaryota; Metazoa; Chordata; Actinopteri; Pleuronectiformes; Cynoglossidae
Product: sideroflexin-5-like
Exons: 6
Coding region: 575-4366 (1263 amino acids)
Biological process (GO): regulated exocytosis; citrate transport; mitochondrial transmembrane transport
Cellular component (GO): mitochondrial inner membrane; recycling endosome; phagocytic vesicle
Molecular function (GO): citrate transmembrane transporter activity; monoatomic ion transmembrane transporter activity; small GTPase binding
Source: RefSeq, a predicted model, not a curated record